UGAUAACUGUCACUCAGUAAGGAUUACCACAAACAAUCGAUCUGUUUUACUCUGCCUAUUUUGGCUGCAACAUUUGUUUUAUUUAUUUAAGUCGUAAGCGGAAGGUGUGCGUGAGCAUGCACUUAAAACAUGCUGUUUUAGAAAGGUGUGUAAAAGGUAAGAAGAUUAUUUUCUGUCCAGAUUCAAAGUCUCCAUUAAACCCCGGACAAAUGGCUUAUGUCAAACUGCAUGAUGAAUCUUGUUUAUUCCGUUUACUGCAAUGAAAAAGAGAAAACAAACGAAUGCAUCAUAAAGGUUGUAAAGUGAAAGUUUGUUCAAAGAUCAUUGUUGCGAUCACAGUUGGGACGGAUGAUAAUAUGUGAUGUUGGUCAUUUUUAGAUAAUAGAUAAAUGGUGAUCCUUGAUCCCUCUCUUGCGACUUCAGCCACACGUUUCUAAAGCAGUUUAUAGCCAGCAGGCUGAGUUUACUUGUAGAUUCACAUCACAAGAGAAGUUGUCACAACCAAUUUUCCAAUGGCAGAAAACAACUUUCCUCCUCUGCCUGGUUUUAUACCACUGAAGCCAUGCUUCCACCAGGACUUUGAGGAAAUUCCCGACCAGCAUCGCACCAUGUGCAAGAGACUCUACUACCUGUGGAUCUUGUAUUGUGCCACUUUGCUGGUGAAUUUCUUUGGCUGUAUGGCAUGGAUGUUCGGUGGUGGAGGAGUGACUAACUUUGGGAUGUCGCUCAUAUGGGUUAUCCUCUUUACUCCGUGUUCCUACGUGUGCUGGUUCCGAUCCAUUUACAAUGCCUUUAAGACUGACAGCUCAUUCUAUUUCAUGGCUUUCUUCUUUGUCUUCAUGGCACAACUUUUCAUUGUCAUAAUACAGGCCAUUGGUAUCCCAGGAUGGGGCGUCUGUGGCUGGUUGGGCACCAUCUCCUUUUUUGGCACGAGUAUCUUUGCUUCCAUCAUUAUGCUAAUUCCCACAAUCAUGUUCACUGCAGUCGCUGCCGUUGCAUUCAUCGCGCUUACUAAGGUUCAUAAUUUCUACCGGGGGAGUGGAGGCAGUAUGAGUAAAGCUCAGGAGGAGUGGGUAUCUGGGGCCUGGAAAAAUCCUCACGUUCAGCAGGCAGCUAUGAGUGCCGCUACAGGGGCCAUGCAGGGUCCACCGGCACAACAGUUCUCCACACCAACCUAUGACAAUACAAUGUAAUACAGUAGAAAACAAUAAUGAUGCACUGUAGCUAAAACAUGAAGCUUAUAUGAAAAGAGUGGUGCUGUUAAAACAAUGUAGUAUUUUUUUCGGUUUUGUCUAUGUUUUUUUUUUUUUUUAAUUUUAUGAAUGAGAAAAUGUGUUAAUGUAGCCAUAUACGGUAAAAAGUGGUAGUAAUGUGUGUCAUAAUAAGAUUUAUAUUAGGGUUCCCACUGUCAUGAAAAAAUUAUGAAAGUCAAUAUCCUUGCAAAUACUUGUUGUUUCAUUUUUAAAAUAUUUGAAAAUAGCUGAGAUCUAAAAUAUUUAAUUGGCAAGAAAUUGUUCUUUGUAAGCAUGCUAGGAUGGAAAGUGCAGCUUUAAAUUACAUAAAUUAUUAUAUAUAUAUAUAUAUAUAUCUGUUCAAAACUGAAAACCCAGCCCAAG
Molecule: messenger RNA, 1616 nt
Organism: Paramisgurnus dabryanus
Lineage: Eukaryota; Metazoa; Chordata; Actinopteri; Cypriniformes; Cobitidae
Source: RefSeq, a predicted model, not a curated record